GGCAGGGCCGGGCGCGCUGCAGGGCUGCCCGGCCGCGGGGCCGCCAUGCCCGCCAAGUCCAAGUACAACCUGGUGGACGACCGGCACGACCUGCGCAUCCCCCUGCACAACGAGGACGCCUUCCAGCACGGCAUCUGCUUCGAGGCCAAGUACAUCGGGAGCCUGGAUGUGCCACGGCCGAACAGCCGCGUGGAGAUCGUGACGGCCAUGCGGCGCAUCAGGUAUGAGUUUAAAGCCAAGAAUAUCAAGAAGAAGAAGGUGAAUCUCAUCGUGUCGGUGGACGGCGUGAAGGUCAUUCUGAAGAAGAAGAAGAAGCUUCUUUCAUUGCAGAAAAAAGAAUGGGCCUGGGACGAGAACAAAAUGCUCGUCAUGCAUGAUCCCAUCUACAGGAUAUUCUAUGUAUCUCAUGACUCCCAGGACCUAAAGAUCUUCAGCUACAUUGCCAGGGAUGGGUCUAGCAAUGUCUUCAGGUGCAACGUCUUCAAGUCCAAGAAGAAGAGCCAGGCCAUGCGCAUCGUGCGGACGGUGGGGCAGGCGUUCGAGGUGUGCCACAAGCUGAGCCUGCAGCACACCCAGCAGAACGCCGACGGCCAGGAGGACGCAGACAGCGACAGGAACGGAGACGACCUGGACGUCCCAGCCUGUCGCCUCUCCGGCGUGGAGAGAGCGGCCACCUCGGCCGAGGAGACCGACAUCGACGCCGUGGAGCUGCCGCUGCCCGGAGCCGACAUCCUGGACUUCAGCCGCGGCGUCACCGACCUCGACGCCGUGGGCAAGGAGAGCUGCCUCCACCCUGAAGAUAUCCUGACAGCAUCGCCCAAGAUGCUGCUGCCCUCGUCUGCCCAGCUGCCCGACCUGGGAACACCCCUCUCUGCCCACCACCAGAUGCAGCUUCUCCAGCAACUCCUGCAGCAGCAGCAGCAGCAGACACAAGUGGCCGUGGCACAGGUCCACCUGCUGAAGGACCAGCUGGCAGCAGAGGCAGCGGCACGGCUGGAGGCCCAGGCUCGUGUGCACCAGCUCCUGCUCCAGAACAAGGACUUGCUGCAGCACAUCUCACUGCUGGUCAAACAGGUGCAGGAGCUGGAGCUGAAGCUGGCGGGAAACACGACCACAGGCUCCCAGGACAGUCUGCUGGAGAUCACCUUCCGCUCCAACGCCCUCCCCGUCCUGUGCGACCCGACCACCCCGCAGCCCGAGGACGCGCACCCGCCGUCGCUGGGCCCCAGCCCGGCCUUCCCCAGCAGCAUGGGCAGCCCCAUAGGUAGGAACGACUGUCUGGUGAAGCUGGAGUGCUACCGCUUCCUGCCGGACUCGGGGCCGCCCGCCCCGGAGCCAGCCCUGGGCAGCCUGGAGCUCAUCAAGUUCCGCGAGUCGGGCAUCGCCUCCGAGUACGAGUCCAACACGGACGAGAGCGAGGAGCGCGACUCCUGGUCCCAGGAGGAGCCGCCGCGCCUGCUCCACGUGCAGCCCAGGCAGGAGCUGGGCGACAGCCUGGAGGACGAGAUCGCGGUGUAGGGGUCAGCAGGAGGUGGUGCAGAGCGGCCAGGGCCUGCUGGAGCCGGGGGGGACCCCGGCCGCAGCGCCGUGGCCCUGGCAGGGAUGGCGCAGCCCAGAGGGAGGGGGGCGGAGGAGGGAGCAGGAGGAUUCCGGCGCCCGGUCGCGAGUGUCUGGAGGUGAGGACGGAGCCGUGCCCAGGGCGUGC
Molecule: messenger RNA, 1705 nt
Organism: Melospiza georgiana
Lineage: Eukaryota; Metazoa; Chordata; Aves; Passeriformes; Passerellidae
Gene: NOS1AP
Product: nitric oxide synthase 1 adaptor protein
Exons: 10
Coding region: 46-1518 (490 amino acids)
Molecular function (GO): nitric-oxide synthase binding
Source: RefSeq, a predicted model, not a curated record